AUGAGUGGAUUACGAAACCGUUACAGCAGACGUUCGUCUUACCAACAUCGCCCACACCAAUUACAACCUCAUACUCGACAACAUCACAGUCAAGAACAUAGAGAUUCAAUAAAACUUUCACGAAUAAAGGAUGAAAGUGAUUCAGGGUAUACUAGAAAAAACGUCGAAUGUUAA
Diversispora eburnea is the source of this 174-nucleotide messenger RNA. The record is from the annotation of a GenBank genome assembly. NCBI's taxonomy places the organism in Eukaryota, Fungi, Glomeromycota, Glomeromycetes, Diversisporales, Diversisporaceae.